UGCCUUUAUUAUCAACUUUAAGUCUCCUUCAUGGUCAUAAUAAAACGAUUUUUACAACCGUUCCGCGCGAGUGAGAACAGAGGGGAGGGUCUGUAUGCGCGCUCCCGCUCGUGCCCACCUCCUGUCUGCCAUCCGAUCCUUCCCCGGUCUAUUCGCUGACUCAGUGCCUUAAGCAGCAUCACCGAUCACCUGAAGGGAGCUACAGCAUCCUCUGCGGAGAGAAUAAAAGACAUCAGCCAUGGCUAAAACAGCAACUGCGUAUAAAGAGAAGAUGAAGGAGCUGUCUGUCCUCUCCCUCAUCUGCUCCUGCUUCUACCCAGAGUCACGCAACAAGCUUGUGCGUGAGUUUGAAGGAUUGACAGACCUGGAGGUGAAGCCUCUCAACAAGCGGGCCUCUGGCCAGGCUUUUGAGGUGAUUCUGAAGCCUCCAUCUCCAGUGUCAGACGUGGCCCACAACCUCCCCUCUCCUCCCAAGAGGGACAUCUCCUUGGAGGACAUUGAGAAGAAGCUAGAGGCUGCUGAAGAGCGAAGGAAGUACCAAGAGACCCAGGUGCUGAGAGCUUUGGCAGAAAAGCGAGAGCAUGAGAGGGAUGUGUUGCUAAAGGCCAUGGAGGAGAACAGCAACUUCAGCAAGAUGGCCGAAGAGAAGCUGCAGAUGAAGAUGGACCAGAUCAAGGAGAACCGUGACGCCCAUCUUGCAGCCAUGAUUGAGCGUCUACAGGAGAAGGAGAGACAUGCAGCUUUGGUGCGCAAGAACAAAGAGCUGAGGGAAGAGCUGACAGCAUGAGCCUCACACAAACCCUGACUUCCAUGGUCCAUCAACGUCCCUCCAACCAGCCCCGCCCCUUCCUUGCCCCGCCCUCACCUUCCUCAGAACAGACACCCAACCCUGGCAGCCGAGAGGUUCGAAUGACCUCACCAUCACAUCACAACCCACCACACCACCAGUACUCACUACUAUCAGUAUUAUCAAUGGAUACAAGCAUCAGUUACACUCAUCUUGAGAGUUGAAUGGAUUUGUUCAUUUUAGAGAAAAUUAUAUCGCUUUUAUUUUGUAAAUAAUUUUCUUAAAAUCUAUCUAUCUAUCUAUCUAUCUAUCUAUCUAUCUAUCUAUCUAUGAUGGUAGGGAAAGUACUCUCUGUACUGCUCGGUAUGAUUUCAAACAUUUUGUUUGUGAUUGAUAAAUGUUUCAGUUCUUGAAAUUUUGACUCUACAACCAUUUUUUUUGUGAAAGAACUCGGUGUUGUGAGUUGGCUGUAGAUUGACAUUUUGCAGUGUUUCCUGAUGAUGUAAUGAUGAUGAUGAUGACGAUGUUUCUGUGUCUUUGUGAAGAAUGAUGAUUGGUGUAUACCUAGACUGCGGACUCCUCAAGAUAGUGACGUAUCCCAUCCGUAUUUCCCUCACGCACACAUACUCUUCUCAACACGCACGCUUAGAUCUUGAAAAAAAACGCCAAAAAAUCACAGUUUCAUAAAGUGUCCACUUCCUCUUUCAAUGAGCUUGAUUACAAACUUGAUAGGUGCUUUAUUGUUACUAUUAAGAAUGUCUUUGGCUAAUGGGAGCAACUGUUUCUACACUUACAGAUCCCCUGUUACCCUGACAACUUUAUUUCCCAAUGAGGGGAUCUUUAGCCAAAUCAAUAGAAAUCCACACAGUAUUUGGGGAUUUAUCUCUUGAAUGUUAUGACACCAUACUGGAACUUGAUGUUGCUCCCACCUUGAUAUUGACAGUGCGAACCUAACGUAUGUCUGCGUGGGUGUGUGAAUGUGGAUUGAACCACAAGGUAUCACUGGCCUCUGCUCUCUUUGAGGGGUUGAGAUGGAGAAUGGAUGCAGGAUGCUUUACAUUCAGCACACUGAACUAGUCUCUUUUUAAUAUCCAGUAUCACUGAUAUCUGCCUGCAUCCUCUGCUGCUUGUGUUUCUCCCUUCAUAUAUUUCUCUGUGAAAGCUUUGCUGAAUAAAGGUUUGGGAUUCUGUGAACAUAUGGCAUGCAUCAUCUAAUACUUUUCUGUGCUAAAAGUGGAGGGAAAGAUGUAAACUGCCAAAUAAAAGAACCAGUUAUCUACACAUCCUGAGAA
Messenger RNA from Notolabrus celidotus (New Zealand spotty), 2079 nucleotides. RefSeq names its product stathmin 2a (gene stmn2a). Bases 239 to 787 code for a protein of 182 amino acids. The transcript has 5 exons. Gene Ontology annotation, biological process: microtubule depolymerization; regulation of microtubule polymerization or depolymerization; neuron projection development. The record is from RefSeq and is a predicted model, not a curated record. Gene Ontology annotation, molecular function: tubulin binding. Gene Ontology annotation, cellular component: growth cone; cytoplasm; neuron projection. NCBI's taxonomy places the organism in Eukaryota, Metazoa, Chordata, Actinopteri, Labriformes, Labridae.